Molecule: messenger RNA, 566 nt
Organism: Seriola aureovittata
Lineage: Eukaryota; Metazoa; Chordata; Actinopteri; Carangiformes; Carangidae
Gene: ndufb11
Product: NADH:ubiquinone oxidoreductase subunit B11
Exons: 3
Coding region: 49-483 (144 amino acids)
Source: RefSeq, a predicted model, not a curated record
UUCCAGUUUCCGGUUCCGGGUCAACUGUCUCCUUCACAAACAGUGAAAAUGUUGACCCGACUUUCACGGCUCGGGCCCGCGCUGCCCCGGUUACUCUCCCAUCCACCGGCCCGGUUCGUCUCCCAGUCAAAACCGACCGGUGCCGCUGGUUCGACCGCCGUGACGGAGCUGCACCCCGCUGCGGGCAGCGCUGGACACGGUGAGGUCAGCGAGUAUGUCAAGAAUCCAGACUACCAUGGCUUCUCCAGUGAUCCUGUGGUGGAUGAUUGGAACAUGAAGGUCGGCUUCUUCUUUGGCAUCUCAGUGGCUCUUGUUAUCGGAGCAACGUUUAUCCACUAUUUACCAGACCACGGAAUGCGGCAGUGGGCCAGAAGGGAGGCGGAGCUUGUGAUCCAGCAGAGAGAGAGGGAGGGUCUUCCUCUCAUAGCGGAGAACUACUACGACCCAAACAAGAUUGUUCUGCCCUCAGCUGGAGAGGAGUAGGAUGUCCAACAUCCACUGACUGUAUUUCAUGAUUAUUGUAUUCAAAUAUAAUAGAAUAAACAAUGUACGUGUUAAUUGUGUAA